AAGGAUUAAAAAGAGAAACCUGAAGACCGCGUGAUGCGGGGUUAUAUAGCUGGCACCCUGUUCACUUUCUUCCUCCAAUUUCUCCGAAUCCUUAGACUCUAAUUUGUUUCAAAUUUCAAAAUCCCUAAAAAUUAAAAAAAAAAAAAAAAAAACACCCAAAAUCAAAACUCAAAUCUCAGAAAAAAAAAAAAAAAAAAAAAAACCUUCAAACUACAACAAUGGCGGCAUCUACAGCAAGAGAUGAGAACGUAUACAUGGCGAAACUCGCCGAACAAGCCGAACGUUACGAAGAAAUGGUAGAAUUCAUGGAGAAAGUCGUUUCAGCCGCUUGCGAAGGCGAAGAACUUACCGUCGAAGAGCGCAACCUUCUCUCCGUCGCCUACAAAAACGUCAUUGGUGCUCGUCGUGCUUCAUGGCGGAUCGUUUCAUCGAUCGAACAAAAGGAAGAAAGUCGCGGAAAUGAAGAUCAUGUUUCCACCAUUAGAGGUUACAGAUCUAAGAUUGAAUCUGAACUUUCUAACAUUUGUGAUGGCAUUUUGAAGCUUCUGGAAUCUAAGCUUAUUCCUGUUGCUAUUAGUGCCGAUUCUAAGGUCUUUUAUCUCAAGAUGAAAGGUGAUUAUUAUCGUUAUUUGGCUGAGUUUAAGACUGGAUCUGAAAGGAAGGAGGCUGCUGAGAAUACUCUCUCUGCUUACAAAGCUGCUCAGCAGGAUAUUGCAAAUGCUGACUUGCCUCCAACACAUCCUAUCCGUCUUGGUCUUGCACUUAACUUCUCAGUUUUCUACUAUGAGAUUCUCAAUUCUCCUGAUCGUGCCUGCAACUUAGCUAAACAGGCCUUUGAUGAAGCAAUUGCUGAGUUGGACACCCUUGGGGAAGAUUCCUACAAAGACAGCACUCUAAUUAUGCAGCUUCUCCGGGAUAACCUGACUUUGUGGACCUCCGACAUGCUGGAGGAUGGAGCUGACGAGAUCAAAGAGGCAUCCAACAAGCAGGAUGAAGAAAAGUGAAAGCUCUGAAAGCUCAUUGUUUAGAAUUAGGAUUUGCCUUUUGAUUUGCUAUGGUUUAAUUUUUGAAUUGAGGGUGCUGCUGAAUAUUUGACAGUUCCUAGCUGUUAUCUUGAUUCUUAUUUCUAAAUUAUAUCAAACAAUAUCGUAUUUUUAAUCUCUAUCUCAAUUGGUGGCCUGCCUACCUCUAUCUCUUUUUUGGAUUCGCGAUGCCACCGGGUAUUCGCCUUUUGCCGUGUGUAUUAGUGCAUAGAUCCCACUAUAUGGGUUCUGAUUGAAAUUUUUUAACAAAGCAUGAAAGUACAAGCCAAGUUGCAUUAAAUUUAAUGGUUACAGAUCAA
Molecule: messenger RNA, 1342 nt
Organism: Chenopodium quinoa (quinoa)
Lineage: Eukaryota; Viridiplantae; Streptophyta; Magnoliopsida; Caryophyllales; Amaranthaceae
Product: 14-3-3-like protein
Exons: 4
Coding region: 219-1004 (261 amino acids)
Biological process (GO): signal transduction
Cellular component (GO): cytoplasm
Source: RefSeq, a predicted model, not a curated record